Messenger RNA from Musca domestica (house fly), 1955 nucleotides. RefSeq lists its product as uncharacterized. Lineage: Eukaryota; Metazoa; Arthropoda; Insecta; Diptera; Muscidae. The transcript has 6 exons. The record is from RefSeq and is a predicted model, not a curated record. The coding region runs from base 1 to 873 and encodes 290 amino acids.
AUGUUUGUUCGAUUCCAAUAUUUGCAACGUGUCUGCUGUUUAUUUGUGACUGAUUUAAAUGUCCCGGAAAUUGUUGAUUUUCGCGAUAAUGUCACACUUUCGUGCAGCUAUGAAAUGAGUGGCCAUACAUUGAACUCUGUCAAAUGGUACAAGGACAAAAUGGAAUUUUUCAGAUACUCGCCGAUGAUGCAUCCGGUCUAUAUAAAAUUCCCUGUAACUGGCGUCCAUUUGCCCGAUGGCAAAUACUAUUGUAAUGAGUCAUCGUGCAAGGUGGAACUGAGCAUGCUGAGCGCCAAGUCAUCGGGUGUGUACAAAUGCGAGGUGUCGGGGGAUGCACCACAUUUCCAGUUGGCUGCCAAAGAAGAUAAUAUGACAGUGGCAGCACUACCACAGAGUGAUCCACUAAUAGAAAGCUUUAAUCCCAUGUACCGUAUGGAGGAUUUUCUAAGUGCCACAUGUACCUCUGAUUAUUCUAGUGUGCCCACACGGUUGACCUGGUACAUUAAUGGCGAACAGGCAUCCCUUGGUGAACAACAGCCAAAUGUGGACACCAGUAUAUCCGCCCAUGGUUAUAUCCUGAGACGCAUAAAACUACAGGUGCAUUUCUAUUUAAGUGGUCCCCGAUUCUUUCAUGCUGGCAAAAUACUGAAUCUUAAAUGUGUUGCGGAAAUUGAGAAUUUUCCCGAACUCACCCGUGAAACUUCACUGAAUGCUGUUCUAAUUCCCUAUGACAAUUUAAACAAUCAAAUGUUAAUUCAUGCCGGAUCAAGUGCGACCACAAAUAGCCCCGUGCCAGUGACCCGCACAUUGCUCACCGUUGUUGUGGCCACUGUGGUGAUAUUCUCAACAGUUGUUGGCUUCAACAAGUUAUGAUCUACUGAAAUUGCGAUGGCAUUUAUUUAAAUUAUGAAUUAUUAAAUGUAAGCGGAAAGUGGAAGCUGUAUUAGAGAAAAACAAAACAAAACUACGAAUAUAAGCGAAGAUAGGCGUUAAAUGAAGAUCUGUGAGCAGUAAUCCCCACAGGAAUAAAAGCACGAGGAAAAGUUUGCAGACGAAGUUACUAUAUCAUAUUAGUUAGUCUAUAAAACAAAAAGUGAAAAAUAAAACAAAACAGGACAGAAUAGAAUAGAACGACAGGAAGCCAAAGAAAGGUAAAGUCAAGCAAAACAAAAAAAUUAAAUGCAUAAAAAACAAGACCCUGUUCUUUUUGGUUGUAUUCUUUGUUUUCAUUCGUCAUUAUUUAUUAAAUACUAUUUUUAUAUGUAUUAUUCCUUUUGUAUAUAUGUACAUCAUCGAAUAUUAAAUAACAUGAAAUUACACAUAACGACGACUACGACGACGACGAACUCAGCUCAAGGAAUGAAAUGUGCAAUGUGGUCUGAAGUGAGGUGGAGAGAACUCCUCCGAACGAGUGUGAUUGAAUGUGAGUGUUUGUAUGUAUGUGCAACGAACAAAUGCGAUGCUAUCAGAACAAUAAUGGUCUCGAUUACAAUUCUCUUUAAGUAGAUUAAAAAUGAAAAUGAGUACCGGAAAAAUUUCAAAGAAGUGCAUUUUUUGUAAAAGGUUGUCUGCCCGCCUGCUAGCCACCCCAAUUGAUAAAAUAUUUCUGUGAAAGUUUGAUGUAGUAAUUUUUACUGUUUGUAUAUGUUUUUAAGUGUUGCGCUGGUGUCUGUCAGAUUGUGAGCAUUUUCAACAACUAUCGGAUUUUACCAGUUAUGUAUGUAUGUAAAUUAAUUUCAGCAUGUGAGACCUUGACCAAUCGAUUAAUCCAAUCAACAUAUAUAUGGGAACUAUCUUAGGAGGGGGCAACGGUAAUCGUUUGAAAAAACGUAUAAAGGUUACAAGUUUGUAUUUAUCUUUGCGGUUGUUAGAUGAGUCUAACCCUAGAAAUUCUUUAUGAUUCAAUUGAUUUUUUUGUUGCACAGAUUACACCAUCAACAAAUAUGUAUUUUUUA